AUGCCGCUGACAACACAGACGUGGCCAGACAGCUGGAGGAGGCAGAGCAGAGCCAGCCAGGUCAGCUCCAGCUCCAAGACCCAGAUACUGACCCAACAUCAAGACAUCAAGAAACAGAUGGACGACGACUUCAAGCAGGCAGCAGUCUGGCAGCGCUGCGUCAGGAGUGAGGUGUUGAAGGAACAUCUGGCGGAGGAGCAGGAGAACAAGUUGGAGCUGCAGCACCUCCUCUCCAAACUCAACACUGAGGUCACGCACUGGAGGACCAGACACGAGGCUAAUGCCAUACAGCCAUACCCCGGGGGGAUCGUAAGAUCACCCAGUUCCGUGGGGUCAGAGGUGAGAAGAUCAUCAACGACUCUGCCAGCACCCUUAUGCCAGCCUAUCUCAUCUCCCUGAAGAAACUCAUGGUAGAGUAGCACCCGCUCAUGUAUAUAAACCCUCGA
Messenger RNA from Coregonus clupeaformis (lake whitefish), 446 nucleotides. RefSeq lists its product as uncharacterized. Bases 1 to 399 code for a protein of 132 amino acids. Lineage: Eukaryota; Metazoa; Chordata; Actinopteri; Salmoniformes; Salmonidae. The record is from RefSeq and is a predicted model, not a curated record. The transcript is spliced from 3 exons.